GAUAGUUUCGGAAUAAAAGAGCCUUUCCCUGAAAGUAUCUACCCUAUUGAGGGCACUUCUGCUCAAGUUACUUGCGUGGCUUUCGAUUCAUCGGGAAUGAAAAUUCCCGAAAGAAUACAGUUUGUGAGGAAAGAUAACUUUGCUCGUUACACAAAUGUAACAGAGACUGAAAACAUUGAACUUGAAGAAAUGAGAGGUCCGAUAGACCAAGGUGAGUUGUUCAGUACCUUUGAGAGCAUAUUAGGCCUUUGCCGAUUGUGCUAGCAACGUUUGAGUAUUAAUUGUUUCUGAGACUAAAUAACUCUAUUUUGCGUUUUGAGCAGAGCUGCACACUUUUUCAAAAUUCUAGCAAUACUUCACACUUUCAAUAAAUUUCCAGCGAAAAUUGCUUGUUUUCUGUGAAACAUCAAAUAUUUAUUAGCUUAACUGUGCAAUUUUGAUAUUUUUUAUUUCUUUUUUUUUUACUGUGCACUACUAGUUUUUUGGUCUGGACGAAGACUGUUGUUGUCGCGGAAAAGCAAGCGGGCCCUCUUGUGCAUGGAAACGAAAAGAGCUGACCAUUUGACUUUUCAGGGGGGUAUGAGUGAUUUGGUUUGGGUAAAGAAAUUCUCCCCAACCUCUGGAGUUAGAUUCUUUCCCCGAUAUACACCUAAUAUACCUGUAAGUGUACAUUAUUUUCAGAGCAGGAAGUUUUUCCCCUAGGUAUUUCCUUGCAAGAUUUUUCUCCCCUCGAAAUCAGUCUACAAGAUAUAUUUUUUCCUGAAAUCACCCAUUCCUUUCCCGCAAAAGUCAAAUCAUCGGUCCCUAAGGUUUUUAAAAUAACAAUAUGCAAAAUAGAUUGUGAAAUGACACGUGCUCGCAGUGAUUAGGUUUUCAGGUCUCAUCAGAGUGUCUAAGCUUUUGAGUAGUGGUGUAACACUCAAAAUUUACGACCUUCCUGCAGGGCUCGACUCUGUGCAUGUCUCGUUGCAAGGAUUGUCUUGAUAGACAUCAUCAGUUUAUUUGCGAGACGGUUAAAAAAACUGUAAUAGUGCGACAUACUGUGGUGUACUAUAUUUGUUAUUUGUGGGAACUUUUAAUAUACAUGUCUAAUAUGUAACUCUUACAUCCCUUUAUCAAAAGGCAAUCAAAAGCUCUCUGUAACCAUGAUUAUUAAGAAUGUUUCACUGAAUGAUGACAGUACCUUUGGUCCACUGGGAAGGUACGAGUGUCACGCUUUUGCAGUUGGUGACCCUGUGGAGAGAAAACAUGGAUUUAGUGUCAAUGUUGUUAGAAGUAAGUCAUUCUCGUUGAGCAGUGGUGGGGCAGUCACUCGCUGUUAGCGGCUUAAGCCUUAGACGUUUGCUACCCCAGAUAAAAAUUUUUUCUAGAAAAUUUCCAAAAGUAUAUAUUUAGAAAGGAGAAGAGUUUUCUUUAACCAGCGAUCAGAAGUUCACUUCUUUCUUUCUGAUCGCAGGUUAAAGUUUCUAUGGCGCUAAUGGAGUUAAACGAGGUUUACAAGUUGUAUUGUUGGUUUUCACAUGACGUAACUAAAAUUCAAACUACAAAACUAUCAAUGCUACUGAGAUUUUACUUUCAUAUUGUAUUAGAGAAGCUGAAAACUAAUGUUCAAAAAAUUUUCGCUUUAAAAGAGUUCUUGGUUUUGUAAUAAAGUACGCUUGAAUUUCUAAGCUUUUGGGUGACUCAGCAUUUACAUGACCGCCAAGAGAGCUGUCAUGUAGGUUAAAAAAGUGAAUUUUGCUCUCUAAUCAGUUCAUGUAUUAGAAAAAGUAUUACUUUAAUGUUUAUGGGUUCCUCUAGGAGAAAAUUAACACUUUUUAACAGAUAUUUCUGCUGGUUUCCGUCCGCCAUGUUGGUGCUAAUCUGGGUGGGCACCAGCAUGGCGUCUCCAUACAAAUCUCUAUAAAUUUGGGUAAAUAACUUAUCUCGCAUACGAAUUAUUCCUUCGACAUAAAUCUUGGCGAGGGUCUUUGUAUAUUUACCUCCUUUCAUUUCCCAGAUUCUGGACUUUAUCUAUCGAAUGGUUUUGAUUUUGAUUUUUAUCUAUUUUGAAUGGCGUGACACUGGAAACCAGCAAUUGGUCUAGUUUAGAACAAGUUGUGGAUCUUGUGAGACGACUUAUUGGCUGUCUCUGCUAACUUAAAUAUAGUCUGUCAAGGUGAGAUUUCUUUUAAGUAUGAUCAAAUAUAUGUCGACUGCUUCUUGCAGAAAAUGGACAGUUAAAAUAGUUCAAAUGAUUGAUAAACUCGUUACAGGUGGAAAUUUGUGACAUAGCCUUACGAUUUCAAACAUCAGUUUUCUUGAGGUCGAAGUUUAGAGUGCCUUUGAUGUCUAUUUAGAAGACGAGAUCCCUUCUGUAGCUGUAUCGAAAUUCGGACUGCUACGGCAUGGCCAGAACAUAACGAUCAUUUGCAGCGUGACUAAAGGCUCGCCGGCAAGUAGAACAACGCUGACGAGGAUUUCAUGGUUUAAGAAUGGGAUGUUAGUGGAAUCAGUUCGAAAUCCAGAUCCCGAUAAUCCACAAGAUCGCCUUAAACCUCUCAUUAUCAGAGAUAUUGGGGCCAGAGAUGAUGGAGUUUACACGUGUCUUCUUGAAGUGUUGCUGCGCCAUAUCAAAGCACACAAUGUGUCGGACAGCAGUGUGAUAAGUAAGCUUCUAUUUUAG
Messenger RNA from Porites evermanni, 2665 nucleotides. The record is from the annotation of a GenBank genome assembly. Lineage: Eukaryota; Metazoa; Cnidaria; Anthozoa; Scleractinia; Poritidae.